Alnus glutinosa is the source of this 1342-nucleotide messenger RNA. RefSeq lists its product as uncharacterized. The record is from RefSeq and is a predicted model, not a curated record. The coding region runs from base 262 to 957 and encodes 231 amino acids. NCBI's taxonomy places the organism in Eukaryota, Viridiplantae, Streptophyta, Magnoliopsida, Fagales, Betulaceae. The transcript has 2 exons.
CCACUACUAUUUUACAAAAGUUUUAAGGGAAUCUCAACAAAAUUCAACCAUUCAGACCAUUCAGUUCAUAUUAUAGCUAUAUAGCUGGUUUUUUCAACUUUCCACUACUUGGAUAAAUUCAACCCCCCACCCAAAAACAAAAAAAAAAAAAGCCGUAGUAAGACGACCGAGUAAAUAUAUAAAUCAUGUUCAAGGAUAUUCAGAGCUAAGCAGCAGCACAGAGAGAGAGAGAGAGAGAGAGAGAGAGAGAGAGAGAGGUAGAUGGGGAACAGUAUAGGAGGGAGGAAGAAAGCUAAGGUGAUGAAGAUCAAUGGGGAAACCUUGAAGUUGAAGACCCCCGUGAGAGCUUGGGACGUUGUAAAGGACUACCCUGGUCACGUAUUAUUGGAGUCUGACGCCGUUAAGCGUCAUGGCAUCCGAGCCAAGCCAUUGGAGCCGCAGCAAGAGCUCAAGCCCAAGAAAAUAUACUUCUUAAUCCAACUGCCGAAGUUGCCGGAGGAAAAGCUGCCUAUGCGGUCGCAAUCUGGUGGUAUGCACAUGAGCGCCAAGGAUAGGCUCGAAUGCUUGAUGCUAUCCCGAAGAACGGUUUCUGACCUUUCAAUUGGUAGACCGUCAUCGGGGCCCGUGUUCGGCCGUCCCGGGACCAGUAGUACUGCUACCGGCCAAUUGACGGUGAAAGUGAGGUUGCCAAGUGCUCAAGUGGCCAAAUUGAUGGCUGAAAGCAAAGAUGAGGCGGAGGUGGCCGACAAGAUCUUAGAUCUUUAUAGGCACCAUGCCGGAGAGGUUAACGGGGAUGCGCCGGAGGGAAAAGAGCAUCAUGGCGUGUUGAUGCACCGGGAAGCGCCAUGGAAACCGGCUCUUGGUAGCAUUGGGGAGAAAAACACGGCACAUAAGAAGCGAGUGAGUUUCGUUCCGGUGGAAGAGGCGGAAGCUAGAGAGAUUUGUCUAGCUAGUUAAAUAGCAGUCGACUUUGUCAAAAUAUUGGGUAGAAGAAAACAGCAGUUCAACGACUAGCUUCGACCUCUUUGUCCAUGUCCUUUUGUAUAUAUACAUUCUAUUGUCAAUUGUUUUUUUCUGAGGUCCUAGAGAAUAUCGGCCGGUAUAACUAGUUCUUAUUGUUAGAACUAAUAAUAUUCUAGGAAAGAGUUGAGAAUGAGAAAGAGACAUAGAAUUAAGGUGGUUUAGCCUAUCGUCUACAUCUAUAUGCAUGUCAAAACCUUUUUGUUGGCAGGCUACAUCUUUCCUUAAUUUAUUUGAAUAUUGUAUACAAGACUCUAUUUAUAGAGAAAUGGUCUGAACGUUAAAAGUCUUUUCUACUUCUAUAUAUAAAUCUAAUUUAUCA